AUGGACGACGAGUAUGGAGAUUUACAGGACUUCCACGAUAUCCUCGCAUCUAGCGAAGCGUUAGACAAGGCAGCUCCUGCGCCUCCGCCUCCCACACCAGGCGCUGCGCCAAAAGUGCAACAGCCCAAACCACAGGCUCUUCCAGCACGUCGAGGGCCGUCUUCUAUUCUUGUUUCAUCAAGACAAAAAGGAAACCCGAUUCUGCACCACAUAAAGCUGACGCCAUGGGAGUAUGCAGAUAUACCGGCGGACUAUGUCGUUGGGACAACCAGCUGCGCGCUCUUCCUGUCUUUGAAAUACCACCGGCUACAUCCAGAAUACAUCUACACCCGAAUUAAGGCUUUGGGAGGGAAGUUCCAGCUACGGAUACUUCUCACGAUGGUAGACAUACCGAACCAUGAAGACAGCCUGAAGGAAUUAUCAAAAACGUGUCUAGUCAACAACCUGACUACCAUCCUAUGUUGGUCUGCCCCAGAAGCCGCACACUAUCUGGAACUGUUCAAGUCCAGUGAGAAAGCACAGCCAACGGCGAUUAGAUCCCGGCAAGCUCAAACAUAUAAGGAUAGCCUGGUGGAGUUUGUCACGGCGCCUCGAAGCAUCAACAAGUCUGAUGCGGCCAGCCUGAUGUCUACAUUUGGGACGCUGCGGAACGCAGUUAAUGCACAGCCGGAGCAAAUCAGUGCAGUGCCUGGCUGGGGUGAGAGGAAGGUCCAGCAGUGGACGAAUGCGGUGCAGGAAGACUUUAGAACUGAAAGGGCGUCCAAAAAAUCCGCGGCUCCUAGGAGAGAGCCCGGAAAGGGACGUGGACUUUACACGAGAGAUAAACCUCAGCCUGGCCAAGGGAACGCUGCUGUUGAAGAUGACGAGGCGGCCUUGGAGGUUCUACGUGAGGCAGAAGCCGAGGGUUCCAAAGCGAGUAAGCCCUCGGAGGAAGCUGUUAGUGACGGAACUCGAUCUCGAUCUCCGGACUGGACGAAGUUGACGAAACGAAAGCGCGAGCACGACGCUGCAUGCGGCCAGGACAACAUCGGACUUCGCAACCGGACGAGCUACUCCGUCGAUACGACACACGACACUCUAGACCUCAGGCCCCUGUCGUGGAGGGACAGCCGUUGGAAGGGUAGCCGACCGUCGGAGCCUGGUGGCGCCAGCAACGGUCUCCCUAUGGGGAAGUCCGCUGCAACACUCGAUGCAGGCGCGGACCCCAGCUCAGCAGCCAACUCGCCGUCAACCCAAGUUGCCGCAGAUGGACCGCGAAACUUUGAGUUCGUCCUGGUCACAGAUUCCGAGUCCCGAAGACAGGUUCGACGCCAUGCCAUGCGCCAGUAUGUCCAUCAACGGCGGCUCGACGGUAUAGCACGUCUGGAAUCCACGCGGGUGCAGGUUACGGGAUGGUCGACGGGGAAGACACCAAGCGAAACGAGCGCCUCGCCGAAGAUAGAAGAGCUCGAUAACGAUGACGAACCGAAACAGCUGUGCCGAGCUCGCAGCCAGAUUCAACGCAGGGCCAGUCAACGGGCUGCAGCAUCCCAUAAACCCAGGAGGACCUCUACUGGAAGUUCUCCAGCCAGCCAGAAUGGUGUUGGUGCCGCAGAUUGGGAGCAUACGGUAGAGAUGGUUACCAAUCCUAAAGCGGAGUCUCCCCUUGCAACAUACGAACCCUUCAAUUGCUUCCCCAUAGCUUUGAACCCUGUUGAUAAUAAAUUAAUUGAUCACUAUGUAACGAAGUAUCCCAUGAUGAUGUACAAGAUGGAGAACGCUCAGCAGGACAACCCCAUUCGGGCCAUCUUUCAUAAUAUAGCUCUUCACGACCCCGUUCCCUUCCAAGCCAUGCUAGCGGUUGCUGCAAAGCAUAGAGCUGGUAUGGAAGGGCAGGUAGAGACUGUUCAAUCCCUGACACACAAAAUGCGGGCGUUGAAGUUGAUCAAGGAACGUCUGAAAAACGACGAUAUUGAGAAGGAAGACGGCACAUUGUAUGCUGUUGCCAGUCUAACUGUCAUUGAGAAAUGGUCAAAGGAUGCCGUCGUCGAACGCACGCAUUUCCAAGGGAUCAGGCAAUUAAUCCGGAGACGGGGCGGGAUGCAAGCAAUGCGGACAAGAAGCCCGACUGGCCCAUUCCUAGAAAAGGUCGUUUACUGGGUCGAUUUUUGUUGCGCUUCAAAUGCAAUUGUGGGCGCCGGUCUCCCUUGGACUGGUGAAAUACCGGAUAUACCCCCUAAGAAUCUUAGUUUUGCGCCUCCAGAGGUUAUUCCAGUGAUUGCGGAUAAUCCCAUGAAUGAAGAUCCUGAAGACAUCGCGGAUAUCCUCCAGGCAUGUGAGGAUUUCCUUGCAUUCUGUCAGUCACUUGACGAUUUGGAAUGCUCGUAUUUGUACAACCAGCCACUACCGCCGUUACGGUCGCCUCAGGAUGGAAACGACAAGCCACCGAAACCAUUUGAUGAAACCUCGCCACUUUACACUCUAUUGGCAAACCUACCAGAUUACGACCAUGGAAUACGCGAUGUUCGCUUCAUCGACGAAUAUACGUGUAUGGCUUGCUUAUUAUAUCUUAAUUUUGGUCUUCACGACUGCUACCUGAACCAUAAAAACUUUGACGAGUAUUUGGAUUGGGUCAACCGGGCGAUAAGAGGAAUAAAUCCACGAUCGAGUCCCAGUAUAGCCUCGCUUCUAUGGAUAUUUCUAAACAAUGGCGGCUUCCAAUAUACCGAGAAGCCCGAUUCUGGUGAAAGAAACUGGCUGGUAUCGCGAAUGCUACGCAUUGCGAAGAGGCUAGAGUGGAAACAACAGGGUAGGCUCUGGGAUAAACUCCGAUCUACCCUGUUUCGGUUUCUACUCACCCAAAGCCGGUGUGGCCUUGGGAGGCCGUGUAUUGACCAGGCGGAACUUAACGCUCGAGAGGAAAGGUUGAGUCGCGGCAGGGAAUUUAUAUGGGACGAAGAUGAAAUGCGGCAAAACAUCCUUGGGAAUCUCUAUACUGGACCUCCGAUUUUUGGGCAACCCCCUGUUGCUGUGACAAUUGCUCAAAACUACUCUCAAGGUUCAGUUAUGGCCGCAGUGACUACUGGCCCUUAG
Messenger RNA from Arthroderma uncinatum, 3072 nucleotides. RefSeq lists its product as uncharacterized. The transcript is spliced from 6 exons. Gene Ontology annotation, biological process: meiotic mismatch repair; mitotic recombination; nucleotide-excision repair. The coding region runs from base 1 to 3072 and encodes 1023 amino acids. Gene Ontology annotation, molecular function: single-stranded DNA binding; damaged DNA binding. The record is from RefSeq and is a predicted model, not a curated record. Gene Ontology annotation, cellular component: ERCC4-ERCC1 complex; nucleus; nucleotide-excision repair factor 1 complex. Lineage: Eukaryota; Fungi; Ascomycota; Eurotiomycetes; Onygenales; Arthrodermataceae.